Messenger RNA from Rotaria sordida, 98 nucleotides. The record is from the annotation of a GenBank genome assembly. NCBI's taxonomy places the organism in Eukaryota, Metazoa, Rotifera, Eurotatoria, Philodinida, Philodinidae.
GAGGACGUUCAUUAAAAAUUUUUCAACAUUAUUUAAAAUGGCAACAACCAUGGUCAGAAAAACAAAUCGAACAAAUAUUUAAAUUAUCAAAUAAAUGA